GCCGCCAAACUGCACAGCAUUUUGUCGAUCGUAUAGUUACGGUAUUCAGGCAUUGCCCAUUUAUACAGCACCUAACUACACCCACCAUGGCUUCCGUCACUCCCCAGGGCCAAGCCGACAAGCUAGGCUUGACGGUUGCAACCACAACACCCCGUCUCCACGAAAAGAUCUCGGAGGAAUCACUCGCACCUGCGGCCUUUCCCCCGCUCGAAGAGAAGGAGACAAAGGCGUCGCGGCCGUCAGACGCAUCUAGCCCGGCUACCGUCCGGGCAAAUCCGUUCGAUACCGAUAUCGAAGCAAUGAUUACGCCCAUUGACCAUGUCGGCAGCAGGAUGGAGUGCACAAAAGGGGGAAGCGACUGUCAAGCGUGGCCCGGUCGGGAACACUGGAAGCGCAAGGCUCAGGCAGCGAAGAAGAAGCGCCACAACUGCCACUGCCUGGCAGGCCUCAGCAAGCGCAACCGGAUCCUUGUCAAAAUUCUGAUCAUUGUGCUCAUCGUCGGCAUCGCAGUAGGCGUGGGUUUUGGCGUCAGCAAGCCGCUGGGCGCCGGCAUCUGGCGCAGCGAGACGCAGAACAACUGAGCGACGUCCCGUUUUUCCUUGCGCUGGAGGCGGUUUGUCACCGAGGGCGCCAACCAACAGGCAGACAUGGAUUCCCGACGCCUCAAAUCCCCUUUGGCCCGAUAUUCCGUCUCUUUGGGGACCUCGCGUACAAGUAUCGACAGAGCAACCAGAAGGAAGUUAGUUGGUCGCCGACCUCUCAUCACAACCAGCAGCGACCAAAUCCAACAGCCAGCAAUCAACAGCCGUCAUCGGACAUGAAGCGUCAAAGAACGCCGAUUUACCACCUGCCGCAGGCUUGGCGUUAGUGCAUUUUUCUUCUCUCUGGGUUUGAUUGUCAAAGCAUUUGCAUGG
Messenger RNA from Canariomyces notabilis, 914 nucleotides. RefSeq lists its product as uncharacterized. Bases 87 to 581 code for a protein of 164 amino acids. The record is from RefSeq and is a predicted model, not a curated record. Lineage: Eukaryota; Fungi; Ascomycota; Sordariomycetes; Sordariales; Chaetomiaceae. The transcript has 2 exons.